Messenger RNA from Coffea arabica (coffee), 909 nucleotides. Lineage: Eukaryota; Viridiplantae; Streptophyta; Magnoliopsida; Gentianales; Rubiaceae. The record is from RefSeq and is a predicted model, not a curated record.
AUGAUCGAUAUCUUUUCUGCGUUGCACUAUACCGAGGAGAAACAAGUGACCUUUGCUGUAUUCCAAUUGGAGGGAGUAGCCCGUUCUUGGUGGAAUUUGAUAAGAUUGAAAUGGGAAAGAGAACAAACACCGAGGAUGUGGGUAAACUUCAUGAGGGAGUUCAAUACAAAGUAUUUCCCUCCUCUAACUCAAGAAAAGAAUGAAUAUGAGUUCAUUACGCUUUGCAAGGGAACUCAGACUGUAGCCGAAUAUGAGAGCCAAUUUACUUGGUUCUCUAAGUUUGCUCCCGAACUAAUUGUGAUCGAGCAAAGGCGAAUAAGGUUGUUUGUUCAAGGGUUGAAUGUAGAAAUUCAAAAAGAUCUAGCGGUAGCCCAACACAACACAUUUAGUGAUGCUAUGGAGAAAGCCCAGCGAGUUGAAAGUACGAGGUUACAAGUUAGAAACUUCCAAGCGAAGAAAAUAGAUAUUUCUGAAAGUAGCUUAGAGCAAGGGGAUAAGAGUACAGCUCCUAAGUUAGGAAGGGGAGUUGGAGGUGUGAGAAUUCCGGGGAUAUCAAGAGGUGCCUCACAGGGAGGCUCGGUCUCUGCUUCCCAUGGUCCCUGCGGGUAUUGUGGGAAGCCGAAUCACACGAAGGAUAUCUACUGGAAGAAAGCAAGGAAAUGCCUACGUUGUGGGAGUGUAGAUCAUCAGAUCGCUAAUUGCCCAGUCCUACCUCGAGAAGGGAGUGGGAACCGACAGUCAACCAAGACCAACCCUGGACAGUUGAAAGGGAAAGGGGCUGGACCGAAGGUGCAGGCUCUGGUGUAUUCCCUAGAGCAACAUCAGAUCCAUGACUCGCCUGAGGUCGUAGAAGGUAUGAUCCCAGUAUUCCACAGCUUAACUACGAUUUGGAUAGAUCCUGGUGGUUAG